AUGGUGGUCGCCGGCGACAGGCUGGGGCACUUCUCGGGCAGCAGGGCUGUGCGCGCUCCGGAGGAGGGGGGCUCAGCUGAAGCCGAGGCGGAGGACAGGUGCUCGGUCUCUGGGACCGAGGAAGCAGUCACUCGCUGCAUCCCAGCUCCCCACCUCCCUGGCCUGCCUGUCCCUCCCUCGGACUCCACCCCUCUGGAAGGGGCCAGGAACGAACCAGAUGUUUAUGAAACCAGCGACCUACCUGAGGAUGAUCAAGCGGAGUUUGAUGCGGAGGAGCUGACGAGCACAAGUGUGGAGCACAUCAUUGUCAAUCCCAAUGCUGCCUAUGACAAGUUCAAAGACAAGAGAGUGGGGACAAAGGGACUUGAUUUCUCAGAUCGUAUUGGAAAAACCAAGAGAACAGGAUAUGAAUCUGGAGAAUAUGAGAUGCUUGGAGAGGGUCUGGGAGUGAAGGAGACCCCACAGCAAAAGUACCAGCGACUACUGCAUGAGGUCCAAGAGCUGACAACUGAAGUUGAGAAAAUCAAGACAACGGUGAAGGAGGCGGCCACUGAAGAGAAGCUGACCCCCGUGGUACUGGCUAAACAGCUAGCAGCCCUGAAGCAGCAGCUCGUUGCUUCCCACCUAGAGAAGCUGCUGGGACCAGAUGCGGCGAUCAACCUCACUGACCCCGAUGGAGCUCUGGCUAAGCGCCUACUGCUGCAGCUGGAAGCAACAAAAAACAGCAAAGGAGCUGGUUCAGGGGGAAAGACCACCAGUGGGACCCCUGCAGAUAGUAGCCUUGUCACUUACGAACUACAUUCUCGGCCCGAACAGGACAAAUUCUCUCAAGCUGCCAAAGUUGCAGAACUUGAGAAGCGCCUGACAGAGCUGGAAGCGACCGUCCGCUGUGACCAGGAUGCUCAGAAUCCCCUUUCAGCAGGUCUACAGGGAGCCUCUCUUAUGGAGACUGUAGAGCUGUUGCAAGCAAAGGUGAACGCCCUGGACCUUGCAGUUUUGGACCAAGUGGAGGCUCGGCUACAGAGUGUCCUGGGAAAGGUGAAUGAGAUUGCCAAGCAUAAAGCUUCUGUAGAGGAUGCAGAUACACAAAGCAAGGUGCAUCAGCUAUAUGAAACCAUACAGCGCUGGAGCCCCAUCGCCUCCACCCUUCCAGAGCUGGUGCAGAGACUUGUCACCAUCAAGCAGCUGCAUGAGCAAGCCAUGCAGUUUGGUCAGCUGCUAACACACUUGGACACCACACAGCAGAUGAUUGCUAGUUCCCUCAAGGACAACACCACCCUCUUGACCCAGGUGCAGACCACCAUGCGUGAAAACCUGUCCACGGUUGAGGGGAAUUUUGCCAACAUUGAUGAACGGAUGAAGAAACUGGGAAAGUGAGCACCUUUAAAAGAUGCGGAACAGGGGUAAUCCCUACCCCUUUGAACUCUGUUAACAGCUUAUAUAGGGUUUCUCCUUCAUUAUAACUCUCACAUCCCCAUCCCAUUUGACACUGGGGGCAAGGGGUUCUUCUUGCAUGUGGGGUUUACACCCCUCCUCUGAUGAAUACAGACUGGUAGUGGGGGGGGAGGGACAUGACACUGUGGUCUCCCCUCAGGCCUCGGGGACACGGGCCCAGCCACAUGCCAGCUCCUGUCCAGUACUGCUUUGCCUGGGGUGGGGAAGGAUUGGGCCCGGUCCUCCAGCACAGCUCCUGUGGCUGGUUGUAAUACUGUACAACUGUUUCUGACCAUUAAAUGCCGUU
Molecule: messenger RNA, 1741 nt
Organism: Puma concolor (puma)
Lineage: Eukaryota; Metazoa; Chordata; Mammalia; Carnivora; Felidae
Source: RefSeq, a predicted model, not a curated record